This is a messenger RNA of Sipha flava (yellow sugarcane aphid), 4294 nucleotides long. Its product is annotated as probable methyltransferase TARBP1. Gene Ontology annotation, biological process: tRNA methylation. Gene Ontology annotation, molecular function: RNA binding; tRNA (guanine) methyltransferase activity. NCBI's taxonomy places the organism in Eukaryota, Metazoa, Arthropoda, Insecta, Hemiptera, Aphididae. The record is from RefSeq and is a predicted model, not a curated record. Bases 100 to 4248 code for a protein of 1382 amino acids. The transcript is spliced from 12 exons.
CAUGUUAUCGGACAACAUUUGUUCAAAAAUCUAUCUAAUUUUCCUAAGUUUACUCCUAUACAAGCACAUAGAUAUAAAAUGUAAAAUUUACUAUCUACUAUGGAAGAAUCUAUCAUGCUAAAAUCAAUGUUGAACAUAUUAAAUAGUAAUUCAAAGAAUAAAAAGGCUGUUGUAGAUGCUUUACCUAUAGUAUUAAAUACUUACAAUAUAUUUGAAGAACAUGAUAUUUACGAGUUGAUUGUGACUAGUGCACAUUACUUAUGUUUCCAAAUAAUUAAUCCUCAAUUUGACAAUUCUACAUGGAAAGAUUCUGAUGUGUCCUUUGAUCAUUUAAAAUCCUUGUUAGGGUAUUUUAUUACUAUUAUUAAAGGACAUAGUAAUUCUGAUAUUAUUCAAUUAUUCCAAUAUUGUAUAGAAUUAUCAAACAAAAUUGAUUUUAAAGAUUGUUCCAAUGAAAAAAUAUUAAAUAUUGGAUUUUGUAUGGAAAAUUUAUGCACUUCAUUUACUCAUGAAAUUGAAAAUUGUACAAAUCUUAACUAUUUAAGAAAUACAUUAAUUAAUUUACUUACUGAACCAUACUUAAACAAAAACAAGUUAGAUGCUAUACACUUGUUUAUUAACAGCAUUGUAUCUAUUGAUUAUAUUCCUGUUUUAUGGAAAAAUAUUAAACUGAUGAUUAAAAUUUAUCCUGACCGCGUUAUACAUUUACUAUACAAUAUGCAAAAUUUAUUCUUUAAUCCUAUGUGUGUUAGAGUUAUUUUGAAUGAUGAAGAUUUUUGGAGUCUAUUAUGUGAUUUACUGACUAGUGAAAAUAAUAUUAUUAGAACUUACAAUAAUGUAAUUCUUAAACUAUCAAUAAACUACACAAAUGAAAAUGUUAAUUAUGUUCCAAGUCAAAGCAAAGAACAAUUUAUUAAAGCAUGGAACGAUUAUAUGGUUGUAAUGGAAACUCUGGAAAAUACUCAACAACAUUUAACUUUACCAGUUUUGAGUACUGCCAAAAACCUUGCAUUACAAAAAAAUAAAGAUGAUUAUGUAUUACCAAUGAAAUGGAUUACAGCUAUGAAUUGUAAAAUGUUUUCACAUAGUUCCAAACAUGUUGUUUUGACAAGUAUAGAUAUCAUUACAAAUAUGCCAAUAUUAUUAUUAAAAAAUAAACAACUAUUACUGUCAUUUGUGAAAUCCUUAAAUAAUGUGUUUUUAUAUAAAAUGUCUAGUGAACUAUGUGUCGAUCAACCUCAAUUGGAAAUUAUUCUAUCAACGUGGCUUGAUAAAUUAACGAUUUCCAAUGAUGGCCAUGAUAUCUUUGAUAUAUUUUUGUCUUGUAUCCCAAAUAUAAAAUGGUCAAUUGUACCUUUAGUAUUUUUAAUGAAAUCACUGGCCAAUAUUUCAUUGCAUUCUUGUUUAAAAUUGAACAUUAUUGACCAUAUAUUAAAAAUUAAGUCUACUGUUGAAAAUAUGCCAAAUUCUUAUUUAAAAAUGAUUGUGUUAUCAUUUUUAUUUAUAUUUGCCACUAAAAUGUUUGUUGGUGCUAAUACUGAAUUUCAUUGUGAUCUUUUUGAUUGCAUAUUGGUUUAUAAAAAAAAUACGAAAUCUUGGGAUUACCUGAUUAAUUCAAUUCGUAAAAUUAAUAAUUUUGAACAUUUGGAUAAGCAAAUAUCACAACGUUUAAAUGAAAAGGACAAAUUAUAUUCAACGUCUAUUGGAAUAUUAGCUUUAUCCAAUAUUUACAUUGAUUAUCCAGUUUCCAUAAAAAAAUUACAUGACAUUUGUACUCGUCCAGUAGAUACAUUUGAGAUAAUAUAUUUUUUAGAUUGUUUACUAAAAGUUGAAUGUCAUUACGAUAAUUAUGAAACUUGUGUAAGUCAAAUAUUAAAUGAUAAUAUUUGGACUGUUACUAUGAUUUGGGUUGACAAAUGUUUAAAAAUUUCUGCAGACAGUUCUUACGAUGAAAUUAUUUGUAGUUUUUUGGAUAAAGUUUUAAUUUCAAAUAGAAUUGUAAAUACCUUAAAGAUAAUGAAUGUGUGGCUUAAAAAGUGUAAUUACAUUAUUUUAAAACAUUCAGGAAAUUAUUAUAUUUUAUCAAUAUAUAGUUGGAUUGGUAAAUAUGCUACAAGACAUUCUUCAGAACAUUCACUAAAAAAUGAUUGGCUGUCAUUUACAAAAUAUUUCAUUGACUCUGGAUAUUUUUCCCUCAAGAACAAAGAUUUCUUUAAUUUAAAAAAACAAGGUAUGCAUAUAAUCCCACAAUUGGAUAUAGUUAACACAUUUUUCCAGUAUUCUACUGUUCCGGAAAAGCAAUUACUGGAUAUAUUUGAUUGGUUGACAGAAAAAAAAGUGGAACGUAAUGAUAAUUAUUGGAGAGUAUACUUUUUAACAGCUAAGACAUUUUUAAGUAAAUUUCCAAUUCAUUUACACUUGGAGAAAAUAAUUCAGUUCAUUAGUGACUGUUGGGAGUUUUUAGUUGAUUGUAGAGUAUCUUGUUUUCCAGUAACCAUCAAAAGUUUUAUUGAAAUGGCAUUUCAUUAUAAUUUGUUAUCAGAAGAGAAAUAUGUAAAAUUUGUUGAAAAUGAAAUAUUGAAAAAUCUUUUGACAGCCAAAUGCCGUGAUAAAUUUAAUGUUUGUUUUUCAUUAUUUCUUCUUAAAUUUUUUGAAAAACAAUCAAAAGUUAAAAUUUUAGAGUUGCAUCUUAAAAUGUCUGCAUUUUUUGCUAAGUGUUUAUUAUUCAGUAUUGAACGAUAUGGCGCAACUAAAAUUGAAUGGGAUGCACUUGAAUAUAUACGAACAUUAAAAAAUUUUCCUUUAAUAGAUGAUGUUUCAGUUGAGUCUUUGCCUGAUGAUAGAUACUUACGUUUUUAUACAAUUCAAUAUUUAUACAAACUAAAUUCCAAUGAUUUAUGGAAAAAUGUAUUAACUAUAUUAAUUAAAACUGAGAUAUCAUCACGAGAUAGAAAAUUUUUCCAUAAUUCUAAAGCAUAUCGUAUUAAACAAAGAGUAGUACAAGUUUUGCUUAUGAUUGCUUGUGAUAAUCAAUAUAAGCCAGUAAUAUUUGAAGAAAAUAUAUAUAAAUGGUGUUUAUCAAGUUUAAAAGAAGUUUCUCACAUACAUAGUGUUGCAUACCAACUAAUAUGGUUAUUGGUAUUAAUAUAUAAUAACUAUGAUAUUUUAUCUAAUUUUUGGAAUGACUUUGAAAAAGCUCAGGAAAAUCAUAAUUAUUUAUGCUGCUUCAUUUCCAUAAUUUAUCAUUUAUGUAGAAUAAAAAAUAAUAAGCAAUUUGAACUUGAAGCUAAAGAUCAUCUUCUACCUCUUUGUUUUUCAAAUGGUUAUAAAAUAAGAUUUUAUGCUCAGGAAACAAUGUGUAAAAUAUUUUCCUGUUAUCCUAAGGAAUCUGAUUGGUUUUUGUUAUGUGUAUCUAUGAAAAAUAUUAUAACUACAAAUGAACAAACUAAAAAAUAUGAGAAUCCAUUUAAUGAUUUUUUUUAUCAAGAAUUAGACAUGAUCAACUCUCUAUCUUUGAAAAAUGUGUGUGUAGAAGUGCCUAGAUUAUUAAAUAUUAUGUAUGAAGAAUGUUUUCCCAUAAAAUGGUUAAAUGAUUUCUUUGCCACUGAAAUUAUGAAUAAAAACUACGAUUUAUCAUUGUGUUCAGUAUCAUCCUUUAUCGAAAAAAACACUGCAUCAGUUUCAACAAAUGAAUUGAUUGUUAUUAACAAUUCCCAAAAUGCCCAGAGAAAAUAUAUUCCAUCUCUAGCUCUUGAUGAACACACAACUGCUUCAAAUCUUAUAGUUAUUGGAUCAUUGAUAGAUAAAGUAACUAAUUUAGGUGGCUUAGCAAGAACAUGUCAAGUAUUUGGAGCCUCAACAUUUGUAGUUGAUAAUUUAUCAUGUGUAGAAAAAAAAGAAUUUACUGCAUUGAGUAUGACCGCUGAAAAACAUCAACAUAUUAUUGAGGUGAGAGUUAAGAACUUAAAAUCAUAUUUACAAAAGAAGAAAAAUGAAGGAUAUCAAAUUGUGGCUGCAGAGCAAACAGUAGAUAGUGUGAAAUUACAUGAUACUGAAUUACCAUUAAAAUGCGUUCUACUUUUAGGCAAUGAAACUUCUGGUGUACCACAUGAUUUGUUAUCUAUCAUGGACAUGUGUAUAGAAAUAGAGCAAUUGGGUAUUGUUAGAUCAUUGAAUGUGCAUGUGGCUGGUUCAUUGUUUAUUUGGGAAUACACUAAAAGACACUGUCUUAAAGUUUCUAAUGAAUAAAAUGCAUUAAGUUAUAAUGGAAAUAAAUACAUACUAAUUAUUUUUA